Messenger RNA from Mycena indigotica, 1107 nucleotides. RefSeq names its product BTB domain-containing protein. The record is from RefSeq and is a predicted model, not a curated record. The transcript has 2 exons. Gene Ontology annotation, molecular function: protein binding. Lineage: Eukaryota; Fungi; Basidiomycota; Agaricomycetes; Agaricales; Mycenaceae. The coding region runs from base 1 to 1107 and encodes 368 amino acids.
AUGGGCAAUCUAGCCACGCCGAUUCUCAACUCCUCCGUCAUGUCCAGCAAGCUCAAAAAUUUCGCGAGGUCGAGGCUUUGGUUCUGCGACGGCAACAUCAUCCUCGUCGCGGCGUCCGUCGCUUUCAAGGUCCAUCGUGGGCAACUCCAGCGUCAUUCCGAAGUAUUCGACGGCCUCUUCAACAUUCCACAACCUCCAGAGCAAGACCUCCUCGAAGGCUGUCCCUGGUUCGAGAUCUACGAUUCGCCCACCGAUGUCUUUCAUUUCCUCACGGCCUUGUACGAUGGACUCUACUUUUCGAUCCCCCACGCCCACGAUUUCCCCAUUAUUGCCUCCGUCCUCCGCUGCUCGACUAAAUACCUGGUGGAACAUCUCCGUCAGCGCUGCAUGGCCCGCCUUGAAGUCGAAUGGCCGACUACACUAGCUGGGUGGGACUCUCGAGAACAGGCAGCAACGGACGCACUUGGCCAUUACGCCCCUCGAACAAGUUGCGCUCAUCCAAUUCUCUUAAUCGACCUCGCUGUGGAACUCAAUCUCCCUUUUCUCCUUCCCGCCGCAAUGUAUGACCUUGCUCGAUAUGGGCCCAGCAAGAUCUAUUCCGGCACAACUGUUCCAGCACUCACGUCCUCCAUCCCCACCACCCUUGAUGCUGACUCGCCACUCUCGACAAUGAACCUUCCUGAAGCAUUCCUCGUCGCAACAUUCCGAGGCCGAGAAGCCGCGCAACACUAUCUCGCCAACUUCGUCUCCACUGAACUCGAAGGACGAUCGCCUGCCGCCGAAUGUUUGUAUCUUACAGAAGACCCACCAAGCCGACGCUGCCGCGAAUCGUUCUACUUUAUCACCCUCAAUGUUUUACGCUCAGUCGGCGGGAUCGCUUGUGGACGCGAUGCAGACCCUCUAUUCACACUUGUGCAAGCUAUGGACAUGCUUUCAAGGACGGACUUUUCGGAUGGGCAGAAGCAGUGUGGGCUCAAGAUGUGUCAUGUGUGCAAACUCGACUUUGCGAAGACUGCGCAGACUGCGAGGGAGGAGGUGUGGCAGCUGUUGCCGAGCUGGUUUGGGCUAGAGGAAAAGAAGGAGAUGACGGUUGACGCGAAGAACUAG